AUGUCAUUUCUUCAGUGGCGCGCUGCCUCAAUAUUGCAUGUUUCCCCCUCUCUCGCAUUGCACUUGGAGCCGUACAACAGUAGGAUGAUGUCGAGAGCAUCACGAAUGACGCACCACCUCCACGCUUUCUCAUCUCGCGUUUCCUCCACGCGCCCCAUUUCCUCACCCUUUCUCCACAGGAAUGUUGAUGCUUCACAGUCGAUGGAUGUUGCUAAUGUAAACUUUACGAAUUAUGAUAGCAACUGUCGAGCUAGGAAGAUAUGGACUUUCACUCCUGUUUGUAUGGGCAGACGUUCCAGCAAAAUCGCCGGUCGAAAGGAAGCCAACAAUGCAAAGAAAGCUAAACUGUACUCAAGGAUUGGGAAGGAAGUUGUGUCUGCUGUAAAGAAAGGUGGUCCGAAUGUUAUGUCUAAUUCAGCCCUGGCUGCUGUACUUGAGAAAGUAAAGGAGCUCGAUGUUCCUAGAGAUAUUGUCGAGCGCAACAUCAAGAGAGCAACUGAGAAGGGACAAGAGGCUUAUAUUGAGAAAAUUUACGAGGUUUAUGGUUAUGGAGGAGUUAGUAUGGUAGUUGAGGUAUCAACUGACAAGAUAAAUCGUUCUAUAGCAAAGAUUAGAGAUGUGGUCAAGGACUGUGGAGGAAAGAUGGCAGAUUCUGGGUCUGUGUUGUUUAAGUUUACGCGUGCUCGGGUAGUAAACAUUAAAGUAAGUGAUGCUGACAAAGAUCAGCUGCUUGGAAUUGCUUUAGAUGCUGGAGCCGAGGAUGUAAUUGAUCCUCCAACUUACGAAGAUGAUACUGAAGAGGAUAGGUCAGAAAGGUAUUAUAAGAUUGUUGGUUCUUCAGAGAACUAUUCAUCUAUAGUAUCAAAAUUGCGAGAGGAGGGCAUAGAUUUUGAGCCUGAUAAUGGUUCUGAGCUUCUUCCAAAUACCACCAUUGAGGUAGAUGAUGAGGCUAUGGACUUGAACAGAGAACUUAUGAGCAAAUUACUUGAGCUUGAUGAUGUUGAUGCUGUUUAUACAGAUCAGAAAUAG
Molecule: messenger RNA, 1029 nt
Organism: Vicia faba (fava bean)
Lineage: Eukaryota; Viridiplantae; Streptophyta; Magnoliopsida; Fabales; Fabaceae
Source: the annotation of a GenBank genome assembly